Molecule: messenger RNA, 1293 nt
Organism: Fusarium fujikuroi IMI 58289
Lineage: Eukaryota; Fungi; Ascomycota; Sordariomycetes; Hypocreales; Nectriaceae
Exons: 1
Coding region: 1-1293 (430 amino acids)
Molecular function (GO): protein binding
Source: RefSeq, a predicted model, not a curated record
AUGAAUUCCCUACCCGAUGAGAUUGUCAGCAUUAUUAUCACGAAGGUCACAGCUCACGAACUUGCCCAACUAUCACGAGCUUGUAAAAGACUCAAUAGGCUUGCUGAGCCCCUUUUAUGGACCAAUAUCGAGUUCCAUCACCAUACAUUCCACCAAGCUAGCGACUUGAAAAAGCCCUCGCCUAUUGCAUCUGCAUCACACCGAUUCUAUCACUGGGACACUGAAUACCCGGGACAAUGCAAAGCAGAAAAAUUCUUCGAGAUGUUGCAGGAUCUGUUGCUUGAGGAUAUAGGCCGACUGAAAAAAUUGUGUUCACGAGUUGAGUCAAUCUGCACGGUUGUUCGGUCUAAGACAGACUUUUGGCGAAUCUUACCAUAUUUCACCAACGUCAAGGCUCUUGAACUAUAUGGCGACUCCUCUUAUUUCGACCAGGAUGCGCAUAGAUCUUUCUGCCAAUCUGCCACUGUACUUACGAAGCUCCGUCACGUAAAGCUCGAUGGCUCUAUACCUCUGGCCGUCGCCAAAUGGAUAUUGAAGUCCUGCUCAACCGUCGAGCGACUGGAGCUCGGACUACUUGACAAACCUAUAGAAUCAAGAGCAACUAUGGAGGACGAUUUUCAAUGCUUGCCUGAAGAUAUCUACAGUCCACCCGAGGGCCCCACGUAUGGUAGACUCCGGGGAUGGGCUGUCAUACCUAGACCCUUAUCCGGCUUCUUACCUUUUCACAAGGAUGCGACGUCAUUGAGAUUGCCACGACUUCGACAUGUACAUCUCUGUCAGUCAUCGCAGAGCAACCUGUCAGCAAGAAUGGUGAGCUAUUUCUGGUCAACAAGUGCCGAAGUCUCCGCCCAUAAAGACUGGGAUAGUAUUUUGCAAGCCUCAUGUGAAACGCUCGAGACACUUUCCGUAGAGCAACAAAUUGGCAUAGAGCAUGGAGACGGUGCCGUAGAUGAUGCAGAGGGAUUCUUCCGAAGUGACCAAGACGGUCUCGGUAGCGAGAGGUUGAUGCUUAUGCUUGAGAGAGCUUUGACGACAAGAAAGUUUCCCGCAUUGAAGCGCGUUUAUCUGAAGGGAAUUGUUGUUGGGUCGAAAGAACGUGGUGAGCCGAUUGGAGAUGUACCUGGAGGUCGGUUUAUGAGGUUUCUUCUGACAAAGGGGAUUGCAUGCGAGGCGAGACUUGGGGAGGGGUACUGGUUUGAUGGUGAUGAUGGUACAGGACCUCCUGCUGAAUGGGAUGCGUGUGAUGAUGACUGGGAGGAGGAACUCUUAGCAAGCGUUGGUAGUCAGCAAUAA